This is a messenger RNA of Mesorhabditis spiculigera, 324 nucleotides long. NCBI's taxonomy places the organism in Eukaryota, Metazoa, Nematoda, Chromadorea, Rhabditida, Rhabditidae. The record is from the annotation of a GenBank genome assembly.
AUGAGUCAACGACCACUCUUAUUAUUUGCUGCUAUAUUUUCUAUCGCGAUUGCAAGGAGUAAAUUUCAGGUUUCCGAGCCAGCAGCCCCUGUAGAAAUCCCAGAAGAGUCCGAAGAAUAUUAUGAAGUGGACGACGACGCCGAAGAGCUGGACACAGAACCUUUGGCGGACGAGAGCCCGAUUCGGCAAUUACUGUUCUAUCGGGAAAGGAAUCUGGGAAAACUACCGCUACCCCGAAGGGUUUUUCCUGUGCUCCGAAACGGUCCCGUAAAACCUGCCAAGCAGCUCGAUCUCUCUAACGAUGUCCUGUUCCCGUCAUUUUUC